Messenger RNA from Rubroshorea leprosula, 1128 nucleotides. The record is from the annotation of a GenBank genome assembly. NCBI's taxonomy places the organism in Eukaryota, Viridiplantae, Streptophyta, Magnoliopsida, Malvales, Dipterocarpaceae.
ACUCCAUCACCUCCGAGCAACCACCACUGCCACUGCCAUGGAAAUGUCUUACUACGGUCAUGUACGGCUUCUAACUCUAGGCCUCAUCCUCCUCUCCCUCUGUCUCCGCCUUGGUCACCGAAAACUCAACCUACCUCCAGGACCAUGGCCCAUCAUUGGCAACCUCAAUCUUAUCGGUCCACUUCCCCACCGAUCCAUCCACGCCCUCUCCCAAGAAUAUGGUCCAAUCAUGCAACUCCGCUUCGGCUCAUUCCUCGUCGUGCCUGAAUGUGACUUGCCUCUUGGUGCUGGAAAGAGGUACACGGAGGAGACGAAGAAGGAGAUUGUGACACCAUGUGAGUUCAAGAAGAUGUUGGGCGAACUUUUCCUACUGAAUGGGCUCGCUGACGAUCAAACUCUUAACGUUAAGAUUGAGAGACAUGGAGCAAAGGCCUUUGCUCAGGACCUCAUAGCGGGCGGAACAGGGAGUUCGUCGACCACUAUAGAAUGGGCGAUGGCUGAACUCCUGAAAAGGCUAGAAAUUUUCAAAAAGGAAACAGAACUCCACCCUGUUGCUCCUACGCUGGCCGCUCGCAUGGCCCGCGGGGACUGUCAAAUUGCAGGCUAUGACAUCCGGAAAGGCACUAGAAUAUUUGUGAUUGUGAGCGUAUGGACCACUGGGAGGGACCCUGCUUUGUGGGGAAACCCAGAAGAAUUUUGCCCCAGAGGGCGGAGGAUGUGCCCUGGCUAUGGUCUGGGGCUCAAGGUGAUUCAGUCAACUUUGGCUAAUGUUCUCCAUGGAUUUACCUGGAAAUUGCCUGGAAAUAUGAGGGAAGAAGAUUUGAAUAUGGAGGAGAUUUUUGGACUAACGACAACCCGAAAAAUCCCACUUCAGGUUGUUGUUGAGCCUCGGCUUCAACCUCAUAUGUACGCUCUGUAACUUUGGUUCUGUUUUAAAAUGUAUGUAAAAAUGACUGAUGUAUAACUACAUGUCUGAAUCUGAAGAUCGUGGUUUGUGUUUUGCAAUUAUGUUAGAUGUGUUAUGCCUGUUUUCUUAUUUUCUCUACCCAUUUGUCUUUCUUUCUAUGAAUUUAUUUGUGGAUGUGCGAAGACUUGAACCCAAGUUGGAAAUGAAUGAAUAGUAUGGUC